Molecule: messenger RNA, 4041 nt
Organism: Alternaria ethzedia
Lineage: Eukaryota; Fungi; Ascomycota; Dothideomycetes; Pleosporales; Pleosporaceae
Exons: 1
Coding region: 1-4041 (1346 amino acids)
Biological process (GO): mitochondrial transcription
Cellular component (GO): mitochondrial DNA-directed RNA polymerase complex
Molecular function (GO): DNA-directed RNA polymerase activity; mitochondrial promoter sequence-specific DNA binding
Source: RefSeq, a predicted model, not a curated record
AUGCAACCCCCACCGCCCUCGGCCCUCCCCUUCGACCCGUUUGCGCUGUCGCUGGGACGCCAGUUCCAAUCGCCUGAGCUGUCGCGGCUCCAGCCAUGGGACGCCACAAAUCCUCUCGUCGUGCGUGACACGUUAGCGGCAUCCCCACCGAUGCGUUCUGUCUACGGCCUCGGUGCCGACCCGAUCGAGCUACACCAGAAUCUCUACGCCUGUCUGCGAGUUGGCCGCUUGGACCGGGCAGCCAGCAUCAUCGCCCGCCUCGCCUCCGUCUUCAAUCCCGAAGCUGCAGAGCUCUUGGAUGCCAACAAUGUCUAUCUGCAGACGCUGCUCGAAAGCAACCAGAUGGAUCCAAGCGCCGAGGGCAUGCAGAAGGUCCAAGACUGGUACAAGAACAACAUGGUCGCCAAGGGCAUCCAGCCCAAUGCGCAGACUUUUGUUACCCUAAUCCGGGCGGCUAUGAGCUUCCUAGAAGAGGGCGCACAGGAAAACGCAGUACGGGAAUACAUUGCAACCGCACGCAGACACGGCGACCAUGUUCUCGACCAGAUCAACGCCUCCCCCGAAUUCUCCGACGAGGAGUGGGACUUAUUGAUCCGCCUGCAACCGGAGUCCUUCAACGAACCCCCCUCGGUCGAAGAAGUCCAGGAUCUCCACGUCGCCACUCCCUCCGGUCGCAAGAACCUCAUAGACCACGGCCUGGUGUCCAACCCAGCACAGCCCAUCAAGCCCGUGAGGCAGAAGGGCAUGGGUCUCGACUCGCUGAAGCAAGCCCUGACGAUGUUCGACGAUGGGUCAAGCGUUCCCUAUCCGCACGAUAUGCCUGGGACCCAAGAAGACAAGGACAGGGCCUACGCAUACGCACGACAACUGAAGAUAGAACAAGAUGGAGUAGAAGCUGCUGUUGAGAGAUGGAAACAAGAAGAUGAGAAGAUGCAAGAGAUUGGCAUAUAUGGCGUUAUGAACUCCAAGCCCAUACAGGCCAUCAUGUAUGGCUGGUACUUGGCCCUCGUACCGCUGUUCAAGCAGCGUAUUGCAAACGUCAAGGACACGUUGUCCGAUCCCGAAAAGGUCAAGACUCGUGAUGAAGCCCUUUCCUACGGUGUUUGGCUGGAGAGAUGCAGGCCUGAAAAGUUGGCCGCAAUCACGGUUGCUCGCGCUACUCAGGCUGCAGUAAAGGGCAAAGACGAAGACAACUCCGCCUACAAAGUCGCCGCUCUGUCUGUUUCCAUCGGUACUGACGUCCAAGACUACCUCAACGCCGAGUCACAAACGAGACGUGAUGCUUUCCUCCGCAAGCAGCGCAAGCAGACCAGGAUGAAUUUGGUUGAGAAACUUUCCAAAGAGACUAAAGAUACCGAAGGGGCUUCUUCUACACCAACACCUCCGAAAAUGAGCUAUCAAAUCGAAAAGGCCGACAUACCACUAUCUGUACGAACCCGGAUUGGGGCUCUCUGUCUAGAGCUUUUGCUUCAAAGCGCAACCCUCACUGUGACCGCAAACGACCCCAGAACUGGCAAGACGCUGUCCCGUAAUAUGGCCGCCUUCCAUCAUGCAGUCGGAUAUCAUCAAGGCAAAAAGCUCGGCUUACUCGUGCCUCACCAUGAGCUCGUUACCAAGUUACGAACCGAUUCUGUGCAUGCCAUCCAUUCAGUCAGGCUACCAAUGGUAGUAGAACCCAAACCAUGGUCCAGUUUUGAAGAUGGGGGGUACUACACCAUCCCGCAGAAGGUCGUGCGCCAAAAGGCGGGUGAUAGCGCACAGCGUGCUUAUGCCAAGUCAGCCAUCGAAAACGGUGACAUGAACAAAGUCAUGGCUGGUCUGGACGUGCUCGGUCGUGUACCUUGGCAGAUCAACACUCCUGUCUUCGAGGUCAUGGCUCAGGCGUGGAACUCUGGCGAGAGUAUCGGGUCUCUCGUAGGAGAAGACUCUGUUACUAACCUCAAACGUCCCAAAGAACCUUCUGGAGAUGCCACAUUACAGGAACGGGCGAAGUGGGGCAGGGCUCUGAAGGAAUACGAGAACAGCGUGGGUGGUCUGCAUUCGCAGCGGUGUUUCCAAAACUUCCAGCUAGAGACGGCGCGAGCAUACGUGAACGAAAAGCAGAUAUUCUUCCCGCACAGCGUCGACUUCCGAGGUCGUGCCUAUCCAAUCCCGCCUAUCCUCAAUCACAUCGGAUCCGAUAUCUCGAGAGGACUCCUCAAGUUUGCGAAUGGCAAAGAGCUCGGUACUGUCGGCUUACAGUGGCUCAAGAUCCAUCUUGCCAACCUUUACGGUUACGAUAAGGCUAGUCUGCGAGAACGUGAACAAUUCACCAUGGAUAAUCUGGAAGAGAUCUACGACUCUGCGACGAAUCCCUUGGGCGGCAGACGGUGGUGGACACAGGCGGAAGACCCAUGGCAAUGCUUGUCUUGCUGCAUGGAGCUGAAGAACGCCCAUGAUCUGCCUGAUCCGACUCGUUUUGUUUCACAGUUACCUGUUCAUCAGGAUGGAACAUGUAACGGACUCCAACAUUACGCAGCGCUCGGUGGUGACUACGCCGGUGCUCGUCAGGUCAAUCUUGAGCCUUCCGACAGGCCACAGGACAUUUACACUGGUGUUGCCGAACUUGUCAAAGAGAUGGUCGCAAAAGACGCCGAGAAAGGUCUAGCACAAGCUUGCUUCAUCAACGGUCACAUCACACGCAAAGUUGUGAAGCGAACAGUCAUGACUAAUGUUUAUGGAGUUACCUUCAUGGGUGCGAAGCAGCAGGUGCAAGACGAGCUACGCAACUUGUUCCCUAAUUUCGAGCCUACAAAACAGGUUUCUUCGCUCGGAAGCGUCGCGUUGUACAUUGCCUACAAGAUCUUUGACGCCUUGGGCAAAAUCUUCAACGGCGCUCAAGAAAUCCAAUACUGGCUUGGCGAAUGUGGCGAGCGCAUAACGACAUCAAUCACUGCUGAGCAGAUCAAACGGAUUAAAGACCGCUUCGAUGGCGCAGACCCUUCUGGGGCACUAUACGAUCCGAAAUUCAAGGCGCCACAAAAGGUCUCUGCAGGUCAACUAAAGCAACUCAACAAGGCUAUGGAGAGUUUUACGACUAGUAUCAUCUGGACCACCCCGCUGAAGAUGCCCAUUGUGCAGCCCUACAGGAAAGAUGGGUUCCAAAAGAUCAAGACCAAGAUCCAAGACAUUACAGUCGCCAAGAAGUCCCAGCAGGAUGAAGUCGACAAACGCAAACAACUUCAAGCGUUUCCGCCCAACUUCAUCCACUCUCUUGAUGCGAGCCACAUGUUGCUCUCAGCAUUGAAGGCUAGCGAGAUGGGUCUUGACUUUGCCGCCGUACACGACAGUUUCUGGACACACGCUUCCGAUAUCCCCAACCUCAACGUCAUCCUCCGCGAUGCCUUUGUGCGAAUGCACACUGAAGAUAUCGUCGACCGUCUCGCUGCAGAGUUUACUGCGCGUUAUGCAGGGGCUAUGUACCGUGCCACCCUUCAUAUCGGCGCUGACGUUAGUCGGAAGAUUACCCUGUGGAGACAUGAGCGCCGUCAAGCUAAGGGCAUUCUUUCGAAAGCUAAUGGCUCGCGGCACGGAGAUGCUUCAUUCGAGGAAGUUGCGCUCGAGGCUAAGCGGCAAGAGCUUCUAAAUAGUCAAGAUCCCGAGAAGAGGAAGCAAGGUGAAGAGAUGGUCACACCUACCAGCAUCUGGCUUGAGAAUCAGGAUCCCAAGGCACUCCACUCGUACAGGCUCAGUCUUCUUGGGGAGACCAAAGAUAAGAAGUCAGCCGACAGGGAAACACAGGUCAAGGACGAGGCCUUGGGCGAAGAAGAGGACGCUGUCACCACCACUGAAUCCACGAUGGACAUUGUGGAAGAGGACGCCGAAGAUCUUGCAAAAGACCCCCAAGGCGGUCGUUACGCGACAAAGAAGAAAUCUGCCUCCCGUGUCGCUUACGAUCAGGGCACGAUUCAAGUCUGGAUCCCACUCAGCUUCCCGCCUGUUCCGCAAAAGGGCGGCUGGGACGUAUCUCGUCUCCGCGAAUCCAAGUACUUCUUCUCAUGA